This is a messenger RNA of Columba livia (rock pigeon), 1239 nucleotides long. RefSeq lists its product as uncharacterized. The transcript is spliced from 5 exons. Bases 138 to 1073 code for a protein of 311 amino acids. Lineage: Eukaryota; Metazoa; Chordata; Aves; Columbiformes; Columbidae. The record is from RefSeq and is a predicted model, not a curated record.
GCACUUUUGCACAUGUCCUGCAGCUCCUCGCACUCCACAGCCUUUCCAGGGUCUCCUGCCCCACCUCCCUCCCUCUAUGCCCAAACUUAACAUUUCCAGUGGAAUUAGCAAAUUAAUUGCAGCUUUGGGAAGUGGAAAUGCCUCCUGGCGCUUCUCUGCACUUUGUUCUACUCGGGGUUUGGCUUUCAGCCUUUCUCCGCCUCCUGUGUAUCAGGAAGGAUGUGAGGUCAGGUUUCGUCCCUGCUGCUGAUCCACCCAUCCCCUGCAUUUCCCUCAGCCCUUGGCGGAGCGAGCAGCCCGGCUCUGUCACACGCACCGUCCCAGAGAAAACAGUGAUGAAUUUCUUCGCUCGCAAGUUUGCUGGUUCCAGAGUUCCAGAGAGUGUCGCGAGGGAGUAUACGUCCAUCAAGUUUCUGUGGUCAAAGAGCCUCCCUGGGCAUGAGGACAUCUUUGAGGAGGUGUCAGAGAGUAAGCUGCAGCCUGGGGACAUCUUGCUCUUCCCUGAGAGCAAUGCUAACUUCAUCAGCAGGGCCCUGUUCAAACAUGCAGCCGUCUACUGCGGGGAUGGAGAGGUCAUUCACUUCCAGAGCACAGGCAAGGGACACGGUGGUCUGAUCAGCAAACAAGGCUUUGAGGCCCUGAAAAGGGAGAGGGGGGAAUGCCACAUUUACCAGAAAAAAGGUGGGGUUGAUCUCAAUGACUUGCGGAGUAAAGUCAGGAUAGCGAUGGACAGUGAAGCUGAGUAUUCUCUCCGCACAAACAACUGCAUCCACUUCGCCCUCUCGCUCCUGGGACUGGAGGAGUUCUCGUCAGAACUGGUGCAAAUCCAAGAUGAAGAUGACAGCUGCUCCACUGGGGCGGGCUUUGGGGUCCAAGCAGGGCUGUGGGGUCCCCAGAAGGGCUGGGCUCCAGCUGCCAGCGCUUCCAGGGGACCCAUCUGCACGGGCUGGGAAGGGCAGGGGCUCAGGAGACAGUCCCACCUUUCCAGGACACUUGUAGCCCACCCCCUCCAGAGGAGCAGCGGAGCAGCCACACAGCAUGAGGGGUGGCAGCCCCGUGUCCCCCUAGGAUGAUCCCCCCGACCCACAGAGGAGCCUCAGCAUCGCCCCGCGCACCCCAACAGCUUCCCAGGGAAGGAGCUUUUCUUUAGGAGGGUGGGGGACAUUGCUUUCUGCUUCCUGGAGCUUAAUUGCCAUGGACUCAUCGGAUGUUUUAUUAAACUUUGCUACCUGAAACGUG